CGUCGCCCAAUCGAGCAAUCCACCGCCAGUGUGAGUGCAACCACCAGAGACACAACAUCAUGUCGGCGCCAACAGACGCGAAGCCGUCACCCCUCUUCUUCAACAGCGCGCGUGGAUCGCGUCAGUCGCCCUUCGGCCGGCCGGGCUCCAUCAGACAGGGCUCUCCCUCUACAGCGCGUCCUUCAACACCAACAAGCUCGCCGCUGAAGCCGAAAGAGACACCAGGUGCCUUGUCGCCAGCAUCCCUCCGCCAGGCCACGGCCAGCAAUGCCUCCCAGAAUGCGCCGCCAUGGCUGAAGACGGGAGGCGCAGCAAGUGCAGGGGAGCCGCCUGGCUCGCCCUCACAGCUUCGUUCGCCGUCGAGAGAACUGCGGUCGCCUUCGAGAGAGCCGCUGUCUCCGGGGCCACAGCUGCUCUCACCGUCUCGCGACCGAUCAGAACGACCAGAGUACGCACGCAAUAUGUCCAGCUCCACAAACGCUACCGUACGGCCACUCAGCACGGCAUCACUCGCUGCAAAGUUCGACGGCGGUAGAGAAAGAUCAAGCACACCUCCUCUGCUCUCUCGAGACAGCACCACGCCGGUCGUCGAAGAAGCGGUCGAGAUGACCAUGGAGAAGCGCGCGGAAAAAGCCAUCAAGACGGCCAUCUCUCCCUCGAAGCCUGUCCUCGUCGAGUCGAAACCAGUGCAACGCCCGCCCGCCCGACCACCCAUGAUCCGCCAAACCACAAACGACGCACUCUCCAAACUUCCUCCACCGCUCCUCCACAGCAUGCGCGAAUCCUUCAGCGUCAUGGACCGCGACGACGACGGCCACGUCAACGCCGCCGACGUCGCAGACAUGCUCUCCCAGCUCGGUCUCUCUGCCACGCCCUCCACACUCGCUACCUACUUCAAUGGCGCGCAAUCCAUAAACCUCGCUACAUACCUCAACACACUCUCCGAUCUGCUCGGCGGGCUCUCGCGGCCCAAUGAGCUCAGUGCAGCGUUCGAAGCGUUCGAUGAUGGGGAUGAUGGACAGAUCGACCUUGCCGAGUUGAAGGAUGCGUUAUUGCAUACUGCGCCGGAUGCAGGAGAGCACCGGCUAACGGAGAGGGAGAUUGAUAUGGUCGUUGAGGGGUUCAGUGGGAGGAGGGCGUUUGGCAAGGGUGGGAAGGGGCUAGGUAGGGGCGAGGUGUUUAGGUACCAGGAGUUUAUGGCGAGUUUGACGGGCGGUGGGGGAGGGGAGAACGGAGCCGCGCCGGCUCCAGCGUGA
Molecule: messenger RNA, 1256 nt
Organism: Macroventuria anomochaeta
Lineage: Eukaryota; Fungi; Ascomycota; Dothideomycetes; Pleosporales; Didymellaceae
Product: EF-hand
Exons: 2
Coding region: 60-1256 (398 amino acids)
Biological process (GO): mitotic cytokinesis; actomyosin structure organization
Cellular component (GO): myosin II complex; cytoplasm
Molecular function (GO): calcium ion binding; cytoskeletal motor regulator activity; myosin heavy chain binding
Source: RefSeq, a predicted model, not a curated record